Iphiclides podalirius (scarce swallowtail) is the source of this 585-nucleotide messenger RNA. NCBI's taxonomy places the organism in Eukaryota, Metazoa, Arthropoda, Insecta, Lepidoptera, Papilionidae. The record is from the annotation of a GenBank genome assembly.
AUGGAAAGUGAUAACAAAGAGAACGUUGAGCAUGACGGUGUUGUUGCUUCGGAUGGAGAACAAUUUCCGUCAACAAGCUCGGGGGAGGCAGAGAGCAGCUCCUCCUCAUCCUCGGAGUUUGAGGAGGGAACAGCAUCGCCACUACCCAAUAAGCGUUCUCGUGCAACGACACUUUCGAACUGGGUGGCCGAAAUGCUUCGGGAGCGAGGCAUACGCCUAUUAGUAUAUCUGGACGACUACCUCCUGGCUUGUCAGGACAGAUCCAAGCUAAUGACACAGGUUGCGGAAACACUGGUCUUCUUGGAAUACUUAGGCGGUCCCUCGAGGACGGCUUCACUGUCACAGAGCACAGCUCUUCCUGAGAAGAUUUACUCGGAGAGGACAGAGGAGACAAUUAUGCCCCAGAAUGCGAAAGUACCUGCGGUGGUGGUUGGAUGCAGUGGAGGGCAGUCCAACCCCACUACACAAAAGGCGAAGACCGUCGCGUGGCCCUUGAAAGCUAACUGCGAGAUUCGUCAAGAUGUUUCAGUCAAAGUUUACCUGACUACACGCUCGUACGAUGCGGUAAAGAAGGGAAAAGUGUUA